Molecule: messenger RNA, 1767 nt
Organism: Thelazia callipaeda (thelaziosis nematode)
Lineage: Eukaryota; Metazoa; Nematoda; Chromadorea; Rhabditida; Thelaziidae
Source: the annotation of a GenBank genome assembly
AUGGAUGGAUUGGGCGUUGAAUCUUGUUCAAAUUCACAUUCAUCUUCGUUGCUAAGCGGAUUGAAUCUCAUCUCUUCUGUAAAUAAUGCGGGACAUCGAUUGUAUGAAUCAUCCAGUAGUUCGGAUACAUCCGUUUCGCCAACACCAUCUAACAGUGAUUCUAAUCAGCAACGGCAGUCAAUAAAAGAAACAAAUAAAAAUGAUGCGUUCGAGGAAAAAUGUUAUCGUAGCAAUGCUGCUGCAAAGAAGACACGAGAAAAACGUCGAAUCAGCAGUAUGAUAAUGGAGCAAAAACUGCUGCAACUAACGAAGGAGAACAAUUUGUUGAGAAAUCGCUUGAAACAGCAUCAGCAACAGCAACAGCAGUACACAUCACGUGUUAUGUCACAUGACACCGUGAUCGUGUCUGCGUCGCAGAAGAAGGAUACAGUUAGUGCAAUUAUACCAGCAGUACCACCGGUUACAAUAGUCCCGUCGGUUCCAGCUUCUUCAGUAGACAACCUAUCUGCCGCACUCACUACACCCUCAAAACUACCGCUAAUGUUCCCGCCACAUCUGUUUGCUGCUGCCAACUCUCUGCUAGUGACGCCCUCUGCUUCCAUGCCUGCAACAAUUCUCGCACCUUCCGCAGCCCCUGCAACGUCAUCACUCUUAGCUCCAUCGAGUGACGGCACAUCAUCGACAGUCCAGGCAGCAACUGCUGCCACUGCACAGCAGUUUCCAGUUUUACGGAUUUGCACGUUGCAAGCAGCACUUCGGCAAGUACAGCAGAACUACUGUCCUUCUUCCUCUUCAACACCAAUUUCCUCCGGUCAUAGCGCUUUCCAGCCGUUUCACAGUUCGCGUGACCCAACUAGUUCCACACAGAGCUAUAGUCCGGAUUCGUCUACAACUGAUGCUACACCGUUGGAUUAUUCAAUGCAUGAUACGAAUGUUUUGAUGGAAACUCCUUCUGAUUCGUCGCAUAUUUUGCAAUAUCGUCGGUUAGAGCGACAGUCAGAUCACACGGCAGAAACGGAGACGGAACCACAAGCGUCAAUUGAUUCUUUGACAUCAUCGUCAUCAUCUUCAUCUUCCUCGUCAUCUGCUUCUGACAAAAAUCGAGAAAGUGACGGUGAUGAUAAACCACAUUCGCUACUUGGCUCAUUGCUCUCUACCAAACGAACAUCACCACUAGUUGCUCAGAGUAGAACGGAUACUCAUUCUGGUCUUAAUAAUACUCCACCGAAAGAUGUAAUCAGAAAUGAUUUGAAAAAUUGCUUGAGUAGUUUGGCAGUACAUUUGAGCACUAGUGUAGCAGCAGGUGCUUCGACUACAUCUGGAGUUUCUGGUACAAUUUCUGAUACUUCGUCACCCAAUGCAGGACUCUUAAGCUCGGUGGUAAUGUCUAUAAAGUCAGCUGAUAAUUCCAAAAAAGACAGCAGUGAAGGAAUGGAAUCACUUAUUACUAUUAAUCCUAGCAUUGUUAAUAAUGAUGCCAAUGAUUCGCAACUUCUUCCUGCUGCAAAAAAUUCUGCCAUCGUUAAAGCUUUACGUUCGCGACCGUCCAGUAAGCAACAAUAUAUGGAUCGACGACGACGUAACAACGAAGCUGCCAAGCGAUGUCGGGCCAAUCGGCGAGCCCAAUUUGAAUAUCGCAGUAAGCGAGCCCAGCAAUUGGAAGCAGAGAAUGAAGAACUGCGUAGAGAAAUGAGUCGUUUGAAGCAAGAGUUGGAACAAUUGAAAGCGUUACAUGCUGCCAAAAGUGCUUCUGUCUUGCUAAACUAA